CCAGAAAGGAGCAGGCAGGCAGGCGGGUCUGAACCCCUCGGGUCCUCCAGCCAUGAGGCUCCUCUGGGGUCUGAUCUGGGCAUCUGGCUUCUUCGCCUUGUCUCUGCAGAAGCCCAGGUUGCUCCUGUUUUCUCCUUCUGUGGUUCGCAUAGGGGUCCCCCUGUCUGUGGCUGUGAAACUCCAGGAUGCUCCUUCAGGACAGGUGGUGAGAGGAUCCGUGUUCCUGAGGAACCCAUCCCACGUUAAUGAGCUCUGCUCCCCGAAGGUGGAUUUCAGCCUCAGCUCAGACAGAGACUUCAAACUCCUCAACCUCCCGAUUCCGCAGGAACGGGCCAGGAUCUGUCGCCUCCAUCUCCUCCGCGGAGCCCCCGAGGUCCAGCUGAUGGUGCAGUCAUCAUGGCUAAGGGACUCUCUGUCCAAACAGACAGACAUGCAGGGUGUCAACCUGCUGUUCUCCUCUCGCCGUGGGCACCUCUUUCUACAGACUGACCAGCCCGUUUAUAACCCUGGCCAGCGGGUUCGCUACCGAGUCUUUGCUCUGGAUCAGAAGAUGCGCCCGGCCACUGACAUCCUCACGGUCACGGUAGAGAACUCUCAAGGCUUCCGCGUGCAGAAAAGGGAAGUGGUUGCUCCCUCCUCCAUAUUCCAGGACAACUUUUUGAUCCCAGACAUCUCAGAGCCAGGAACAUGGAAAAUCUCAGCCCGUUUCUCAGACAGCCUGGAUUCCAAUAGCAGCACCCAGUUUGAGGUGAAGAAAUAUGUUCUUCCCAACUUUGAGGUGAAGAUCAUUCCUGAAAACCCAUACAUCCUGACAACGCCUGGCUUUCUUAGUGACAUCCAAGUGAUCAUCCAGGCCAGGUACAUCUACGGGAAGCCAGUGCAGGGGGUGGCAUAUGUGCGCUUUGGGCUCCUGGGUGAGGACGGUGAAAAGACUUUCCUGCGGGGCCUGGAGAGUCAGACCAAGCUGGUGGAUGGCCAGUGCCAAAUUUCCCUCCAAAAGGCUGAGUUUCAGGGUGUGCUGGAGAAGCUUCAUAUUAGCAUUAAUGACCUCCCAGGGCUGCGCCUCUAUGUUGCGGCAGCUGUUAUUGAGUCUCCAGGAGGAGAGUUGGAGGAGGCAGAGCUCAUGUCCUGGCGUUUCGUGUCAUCUCCCUUCUCCUUGGAUCUAAGCAAAACCAAGCAGCAGCUUAUACCUGGGGUCCCCUUCCUGCUGCAGGCCCGGGUCCGUGACAUGUCAGGCUCCCCAGCCUCUGGCAUCCCCGUCAAAGUGUCUGCCAAGUUGUUUUCUGGAUCUACUUCUAAAAAUGAGGACUUUGAACGGAACACAGAUGGGAGCGGCCAAGUCAUUGUUUCCAUUGGUGUUCCUCCAACCAUCUCAGAAGUGCAGCUCUCGGUGUCUGCAGGCUCCCCACACCCUGCUGUAGGCGGUCUCACCGUGAAAGCCCCCCUGUCCAGAAGCUCUGGGUUUCUGUCCAUUGAGUGGCAGAAUCCUCGACCUCUUAAAGUUGGAGAGACCCUUAACCUAAACCUGCAGGCCGUGGGCAUCAGUGGGAGCUUCUCACACUUCUACUACAUGGUGCCAAUGGGAGCUGUGGACACGGCACUGUAUGCUGUGGGUGGCAAGUCCCACAAACCCCUCGACAUGGUCAAGGUCUUCGAAGCUAUGAACAGCUAUGACCUUGGCUGUGGUCCCGGUGGUGGAGACAGUGCCCCUCAAGUGUUCAAGGCAGCCGGUCUGGCCUUUUCUGAUGGUGACCAUCAGACUGAAAUCAGAAAGAGUCUGAGCUGUCCGAAGGAGUCAAAGCCUCGGAAAAAGAGAAACGUGAACUUCCAAAAGGCAAUUAAUGAGAAGUUGGGCCAGUACACUUCCCCCGUAGCCAAGCGCUGCUGCCUGGAUGGGCUGACGCGGCUGCCCAUGGUGCGCACCUGUGAGCAGCGGGCGGACCGGGUACAGCCGCUGGCCUGCCGCGAGCCCUUCCUGUCCUGCUGCCAGUUUGCUGAGAGCCUGCGCAAGAAGGCCCGGACCAGGGGCCAGGUGGGCCUGGCCCGAGCCAUGGAGCUCCUGCAGGAGGAGGACCUGAUCGAAGAGGAUGACAUCCCCGUGCGCAGCUUCUUCCCCGAGAACUGGCUUUGGAAAGUGGAAGAAGUGGACCGCUCAUCCCAAUUGCGACUGCUGCUCCCCGAUUCUCUGACCACGUGGGAGAUCCAUGGCGUGAGCCUGUCCAAACGCACAGGCUUGUGUGUGGCCACCCCGGCCAGACUCCGAGUGUUCCGUGAAUUCCACAUGCACCUCCGCCUGCCGCACUCUGUCCGCCGCUUUGAGCAGCUCGAGCUGCGACCAGUCCUCUACAACUACCUGGAUAGAGAUCUGACCGUGAGCGUCCACGUGUCCCCAGUAGAGGGGCUGUGCCUGGCCGGGGGCGGAGGGCUCGCCCAGCAGGUGCAGGUGCCUGCGGGCUCUGCCCGGCCCGUUGGCUUCUCUGUGGUGCCCAUUGCAGCUGCUGCCGUGUCCCUGAAGGUGGUGGCUCGAGGAUCCUUAGAUUUCCCUGUGGGGGACGCAAUAUCUAAGAUUCUACAUGUCGAGAGAGAAGGGGCCAUUCACAGGGAGGAGAUGGUCUAUGAACUCAACCCCCUGGAUCCUCCCCCGUUCACCUGUGGGUCUCCUUUCACUCCAGAUAAGCUGUACUGGGGCUCAGUCACCACUUCUCCAAGCAACGUCCUGUCACCCACUCUGGCUCCUCGCAGCCCAGCAGACCCCAUUCCCCAGGUUCCAGCCAUGUCUAUUGAAACCACGGCCUAUGGCCUGUUACACCUGCUGCUAUGGGAGGGCAAGGCUGAAUUGGCUGACCAGGCUGCAUCCUGGCUGAGCCGCCAGGGCAGCUUCCAAGGGGGAUACCGAAGCACCCAGGACACUGUUAUGGCUCUGGAUGCCCUGUCUGCAUACUGGAUCGCGUCCCACACCACUGAGGAGAAGGGGCUCAACGUGACCCUCAGCUCCUUGGGCCGCAGUGGGCUCAAGUCCCACGUGUUGCAGCUGACCAACCACCAAGUUCACAAGCUGGAGGAAGAGCUGCAGUUUUCCCUGGGAAGCAAGAUUAACGUGGAGGUGGGAGGAAACAGCAAAGGAACGUUGAAGGUUCUUCACAGCUACAAUGUCAUGGACAUGACAAACACGACCUGCCAAGAUCUUCAGGUUGAAGUGACAGUCGUGGGCCACGUCGAGUACACGAUGGAGGCUGAAGAGGACUACCAGGAAUACGAGUAUGAGGACUCUCCAGCGGGGGAUGACCCCAAGGCCCACUCCCGGCCCGUGACACCCCUGCAGCUAUUUGACGGUCGGAGGAACCGCCGUAGGAGGGAGGCCCCCAAGGCAGCUGAGGAACAGGAAUCCAGGGUGCAGUACUCUGUGUGCAUCUGGCGGACUGGCAAGGUGGGGCUGUCGGGCAUGGCCAUUGCAGACAUCACCCUCCUGAGUGGAUUCCACGCCCUGCGGGCUGACCUGGAGAAGCUGACCUCCCUCUCUGACCGUUAUGUGAGCCACUUUGAGACCGAGGGUCCCCACGUCCUGCUGUACUUUGACUCGGUCCCCACCUCCCGGGAGUGCGUGGGCUUCGGAGCGGUGCAGGAGGUGCCCGUGGGGCUGGUACAACCAGCCAGCGCCGUCCUGUAUGACUACUACAACCCUGAGCACAAAUGUUCUGUGUUUUAUGGGGCACCACGUAAGAGCAAACUCUUGUCCACGUUGUGCUCUGCGGAUGUCUGCCAGUGUGCUGAGGGGAAGUGCCCUCGACAGCGCCGGGCCCUGGAGCGUGGGCAGCAGGAUGUGGAGGGUUACCGGAUGAAAUUCGCCUGCUACUCUCCCCGAGUGGACUACGCCUUCCAGGUUAAGGUUCUCCGAGAAGACAGCAGGGCUGCUUUCCGCCUCUUUGAGACCCAUAUCACCCAAGUCCUGCAUUUCACCAAGGAUGCCAAGGCCACCGCUGAUCAGACCAGAAACUUCCUGGUCCGAGCCUCUUGCCGCCUUCAGUUGGAACCUGGGAAAGAAUAUCUGAUCAUGGGUCUGGAUGGGGCCACUUACGACCUCAAGGGAGACCCCCAGUACCUGCUGGACUCAAACAGCUGGAUCGAGGAGAUGCCCUCCAAGCGCAUGUGCCAGAGCACCCGCCAUCGGACACCCUGUGCCCAGCUCAACAGCUUCCUCGAGGAGUAUGGUACGCAGGGCUGCCAGGUGUGAGGGCGCGCUCCCAGCUUCCCCAGGAGGAGCCGGAGCUGCGGAAAGGUGGUGCCUGGACUCCUGCCAUGCCCUGUGCCCUGAUCAGAGCCCUAGGCAAAACCAGGGACUCAAUAAAGGCCUUUGGCCCCAAAGUGUC
Odocoileus virginianus texanus is the source of this 4367-nucleotide messenger RNA. Lineage: Eukaryota; Metazoa; Chordata; Mammalia; Artiodactyla; Cervidae. The record is from RefSeq and is a predicted model, not a curated record.